CUAGAAAUGAUUCUGGAAUAAAAGGAGAGACAGCUCUUUCGAUAUCUCGAAACCUUGAGCUCAAAUUAAUCUCUCUAAUCCAAUCUAUUUGUUUUGGGAGCUCGUGUGUAUAAUAAAUAUCUCAUACGUGUAUAGGCAUUGAAAGAGGUUCGGUAUGUACGAACCGAAGCUUCCGAACUUGCUAAGAUAACGUCCUUUUGCUAAAUGGCUAGUUAAGAAAGGCGCUCUAAAAUCUUAGUUAACCAAGCGGUAACGGAAGUCGUUCUGUUGAAACUUUUUUUUUGGUCAAAUUAAAACUUUUUUUCGGUUGGUAAGCAUUUAUGUUGGUAAUCAGCGGCCUGUGCAAGCUUCUGGUUAGAUUUUAAACUAGAACUAGUUGAUCAUUAGCGGCCUGUGCAGACUGAAUUUUUAUUAAUAAUACUAAAUUUUAUAUUCUGAUUUGUAUAAACAUUAUUCUUAUAGAUGUAUUUAAAACAUAUUCUUUUGUUUCUUUGUAUAUAAAAUUGUAGUAUUUAGUUUGUUUACUAUUUAUUAUCUAUCUAUUUAUAUACAUAUAUUUAUAAUUUUGAUUAAGCAUAAUUAUAUAAAUUAAAAUUUAAAAUUUAACAUUUUACUUUUAGUUAUUAUAUGAAACUUCAUAAUACAUGUAAACUGCUACUAUAAUAUUUUAAAUAUUUUUAUUGUACAUUUUAGCUAUUUUUUAUUUAAGUCGAUUGAUCGUUUAUAUAUUUUUAAUGUUUCUAAUGACAUAAACAAUUGAUUUGUAUACAUAGUAACUAACUUGUUUUUUUAUAGUUAGCAAAGUUUUACAAUGAAUGUGUGAUUUUCAGUGACGGGGGCCGAAUUUUGUUUUGUUGAGGUUAAUUUGUUAAUUGCUAUAUUUUAUUGGGGUCAAUGUAAUAAAGUUUCAGUAUUUCGUCAGAUUUUAAAAGGAAAAUACAAGUAAAAUUAUUGUUUUCUUAGAAAUUUCAUACGGGUCAUGUGACCCCAUGGUACAAGCUACCUCUGCCACUGUUUUUUUUCCCAAUAUUUAUUAUGUGUAGAUAUUUAUUUGAAAUAGUUUUAGUUAUUUUCAUGAAUAUAUGUAUAUAUAUAUAUAUAUAUAUACACACGGACGUUAUAUCAACAUCCUCAAAGUACGCCAAACUCCUACGAUCCUUUGAAAUCCUAGAAGCCAACCAUCAACGGAUAAAAAAAUAAAGACUCAAUAAUCUAUGACUAGCCAGAACUAAGCACAAUAACAAGCAACACAGCAGGCAACUUCAUGAAGAGAAAAGACCUCAUCUGAACCACCUGUUCAAGAUGACAACAACACAGCAGGCAACUUCAUGAAGAAAAAAAACCUCAUCUGAACCACCUGUUCAAGAUGACAACAACCGAACCACUGAGACCUCAUCUGAACCACCUGUUCAAGAUGACAACAACCGAACCACUGAGACUUCAGCUGAACCACAUGUUCAUGAUGACAACAACCAAACCACUACACCGGAGCCAAGGCAUCAAACCAGGACACAACACCGGGAAGAGAAAAACACCCAUGAGAACCCAUAAAUCAACCGCACCUUCCUAUGGACGCCUCCACAUCUGAUCCUCAUUAUAUUGCUUCAACAGAUAAAGCCACCGAGGAUAAGAAAAGACCAAAAGCAGACCAGGAACAAACCUUAUUCAAUGUGCGGGGAGAUGAUUCUUUCAAAGCUGCGAGAUGAAGAGGUGAACAUAACCCAUCUUCUUCUCCGGAUUCUUACCUUGAACUACUCCGCACGCACCAUUACGUCACUGCUACACUACUAUACCGUUGCUAAAUCAUAGACCACUUAAGACAAACUCUAAAAUCCAUAAGAGAUUAUCCAGAUUCAACUCCUCUCAAAGGUUAACAAAACCACUCUAAACAGGAUCUGAACACAGCCGCCGCAUCACAGAAGAGACACCGAGGCUUGGACCUUCAUCUCGAAAGACGACGCAGACGGAGGCCGGAGAAAACGCUCCACACGCCCAGAUCUAUAAACGGACCACCGGAUCUGAGAUAAGAAGAGCUCUUCGAAUUGCUCUGCAACACAAGAGGUAAAGAACGACUCUAAGAGGAGGGGGAGGAGGAAUCCAAGAGAGCAAAGAGAAACAACACAAUUUUGAGACGAGAUCCAACGACCGCGAGAGGAGGCGGCCACCGGCCUAGGGUUUUCAAGCGAGAGUGUGUCUUCAUGCUGUUUGUAAUCUUUAUAUAUAAAAGAGGGUUUACUCCCUCCUGAGGCUGCCACAUCAUCAUCCACAUAGGAAAGUCGUGCGUCCUGGAGCCGCCACGUGUCCAAGAAGAGUGAAACUCUGCGUUUCAUUUAAUCUGGAAUGAGAUGGGCUUUGGACGUUUGAUGUGUGUUGGGCUUUUAAUUUGUACACUGUAUCCGGCUCGGGUAGAUGGAUCUUACACUCUAACCCUAAUUCUUUUGUAUCGAAGAAACAAGCUUCGUCUCUCUUCGUACGGCAACGACUCCGUGACGUCUUAUCUUCCUCUCGCCAUCUGAAACGGUUCGAGUAAUGGCGUCGUGUUUACUCCAUUAAUCCAGUCGCCCUUGCCCAAAACGAGGUCUUCAAUGCAUCGUUUGGAUCUGCAAGGCAGUGUUCUUUUUGGUAUAAAUAUUGUUUCUCAGGGCUGAUGCGGUUCUGGGAUGCUAGACACUUAUUUUCAGUAUAAUGGCGAGCUUAAUAUAAUUUAUAAGAAAAAGUUAUCCAAGUAAUAUGAAAGGUCGCCGGCGAAACAUAAAGAUCCUGGAGGUGGUUUUAUAUGAUGUGAACCAGAAAAGCUGAACUUAAGAAGAACCUUGCUCUCUCUCUCGCUACAAAGCAAAGAAGAAAACAUGAAGAUGCGAUUAGCACAUCAGAUAUGAAUUACCCAAGUUUCAUGUAGAUAUCAACACAAGAGUCAGGGGCAUAGGAAGAAGGGAAUCAAAAGUAGAGCAAAUAAGGUAUUCACGAAAGUGAAAGAAAAAGCUAAGAAGAUCAAGAACAGUCCUAUCAAACUUGGUCAUAGUCAUGGUCAUAACCACGAUCAUGAUGUGUACGAAGAAGAAUAUGGCAAGCAAGAAUCAGAGUGGCAUGAGUAUACUCACGACGGUGUAAGUGGUCAACCUGUGUCACUAUGUCACCCCGGGGAAGCUAAUUUCAGACACCGCCGAAGAUCGUUCCACCAGGAACAAAAGAUUUCCGAUUGGUAUCGUUGGAUUAUACCAAACGUCCUGAACCUGAGCCCCUACGAGAUACUUUUUAUAUAUAUACUUUGGAGAUGGACGUGAGAACAGAAGCACCGUGUCAUCCUCCUAAACUGCACGACAUGUUGGUGAGAGAAUAGAGGAUCGAGGCUCAUCAGAUUGGCAAUAAAACACGCAUGUGUCUUUGUUAUCCGCAACAAAGAUGUGAUGAGGAUUGAGGACGUGAUGUUUGUUUAAUCUCUUGGUGGAUGUUGCAGGCAAACCUUUGUCAAAAGUCUAAAGCCAUGUGUGAAUUGGCUUGAAGAGGCUGAGGAACAAAAAAUUACGACGUUUCUUCCUAUGUAAUUAUGUUUUUUUCCAAACAAAUAAUUUUAGAGUGUUUAUGUCUUUAAACUAUUUUGCUUUCUGAUAUAUCUUUUGCUGCAUUCGACCUUUUAGUGUAUUAUGGCAAUAAGCUUACUUUUCAGAAUUUUGUAUGAAUGGAAUAAUAUCCUCAGUUAUGACGAGAUGCCAGUGAUAGAUUCUUAUUAAAUUCGAUUUGCUAAUAAUUAUUUUGAUCAGGGACCCAUUCUGAGAAAAUUACAGUAUUCUGCAAAUACGAUUAUGAAUGUUAUUCAAACUAAUUAUAUAUAGAUAGGAAAUACAUCAAUGUAGACAGGAUGAAGAGGAAAAAAACAAAAGAUAAAUGUUCCAAUAUCUUUAAAAGUUAUAAUUUCAUGGUUUUAAAGUCAAAAUAAAAUUUAAACGGAAUGUUCAUAAAAUUUCUUUUAACUAAACUUAAAUAAGUACGAUAAAAAAUUCAGAUUAAACUAAGCUUAAAUUAUUUUUAUAUGUUUUUCAUCACGUCAUAUAUAAUUUAUAAUAAUAAAAAUAACAUAUUUUGAGCAGUAAGAUAUUCAAAUUUUGUAGACCAAAAGUAUUUUCUUUUAAAGUUCACUUUUUAAAAAAAAUUUGUCUAAUGACUUAUAUUUUAAUAAUAAAUGUUAAUUACAUAAUAUUAAAAUAAAAAUAAAUAUUAUAGAAAUACCCUGGUCUUUAUUAAAUAUCUUAGGUUAUUCUAUAUAUCUAAGUAAAUAAAUAUUAUUUUAAAAGGUUGCAUCAUGAAUUUCAAAACAAAAAAAAUCUUUGCACAUAAAUACACAACUAAUAUGAGAAUAAGAGUUUACAGCACAUUCUGAGUAAGAGACACAUAGUAUAACCUGACGCGAAACACAUAAGAAAAAAAAACUAGAUAACAUAAACCAAAACAAAAUAGAUCAUCAACUCUACAUCCUCAAAACUAAACAGAACAAUUUUAACAAUAAUCUACUGUAAAAACUAAAUUUAGUAAAAACAUAAGAUAACCCACUAAAGUAUAUAAAAUUAAACAAAAAUAUGUGAACUUAUUUACAAGUUUUUUUUCUACUAACAAAAAUGAAAUAAAAGAAAAAAGAAAAUUUUCAUGGUUUUUUUUUAUGGUCAUCCAACUCCAGAAAAUCACAAAGAAUGAUGUAAUGCCACAUCCAAUUCUUAAUAUAUAAUCAAAACAUAGAUUAUUUAACAAAAAAAUCAUCUUAAACCUUUUAACAAGAAAAAAGAAAAAAGAAAAUCAUAUUUCAAAAAUAACAAGUAAUAUUUAUUUUAAAAAAUCAUAACUAAUUUUCAGAUAACAUGGUUUAUUUAGUAUUCAAAUACAAUAACAUAUACAAAAUUUAACUAAUAUAUAUUUUUAAAUGAUAAAAAUUUAUAUUAAAAUUUAUUCUAAUUAUUUAAAUUAUUUGUUAAUUUUCAUCCCGCCCGUAGGGCGGGCCGACUCUAGUCUAUAAUAUAAUGAGGCAGUUUCCUCUUUUCUGAGGCGACAUGUCAGAAUUUUGGUGGAUCCCACUUUUAAAAACGAAAAAGUGUCAAACCUCUGGUUCGAACCCGGGUUAUUGAGAUAUAAACACCAACAUUUAUACCACUAAACUAAAGGAUACUUUGUACAUUGAUGGCCGAAACUAAUAUAUAUUUAUGAAGGUCGGAAACCUUUGCUUCUUCGGUUUUUUCUGUGGGUCGGGCCUACAAGUGUAUUAUGAGUUUCAUUUUUAAAUGAGGUUCAUCACGUUAGAUGAAAAAAAUAACAAUUAUAGUUUUUCAAUAUUGUAAAAUGUCUUCGUUUAACAUGAGUUAGGGUUCUUUUCAUCAUUGUCUUAGACAAGUCUGAGUUACAGAGUUGCGCUGUGUGACUGCUCGUAAUCUAUUUUUUCACCGGUGAACUCUUCAUCUUCCCAUCUUAAAUCGCUUGAUCUUAAAUGUUCCUGAUUUGUAGCCUUUCUGUAAACCCUAUAUAUAUGAUUCUCAUCUUUGAUGAAUCCAAUCUGCAUCUCCACAAAACUCAUUGAUUCCUCUUAGCUUUAACGAUCUUCUAGAAAAUGUCUCUCUGCCUCUCCAGUUCCUCAAACCGGCGUUCCCGACAUCCGUCACUCAACCUUCGAGUCUCUCCGUGUUGGUCGUAGUAGUCAGAGCAUAGCCUCUAACCUCCUCACUUAUGGGAUUCCCUGAACUUCAAGAAACACAAUGAGUUUAUGGGAAUCACGGUUCUCUUUCUUGAUGAAAAGGUAAGUUAAUCUUCGAUUUAUCACACUUAUUUAAUAUAAUUAUUUUUAAAUGAUUUCCUGAUUCUUUGUUAAAUAAUAUUAUUUUCAGAUUCCGUGAUUAAUGGAUUUAUUCCUGCCGGACGUGCUAAUCAUUACAUGCCAUCUUUGAAAGCUGAUUUCAUUGUGAACGUUGAUCGUUUUAAGGUUUAGGUGCUCAAGCAUGUACAAUAUAAUUGAUCAUCCAUUCCUCAUUCGUUUCAUCUCAACAACUAUUAUUUAUGAAGUCAUCACAGGUGUCCUCCUGAGAUCAAUCUCCAAUCAUAAUUAGACUGUUUGACAAUUUUCAAGUGAUUGCGAACACAAACCUAGAACUCUCAGGUGUAUUAUCAUAUUGCAUCUGAGUUUAUAAUAUGUUUCGUUAUCAUAACUGAUAUUCAAACUUAGCAAAGAAACAACUCGAGUCGUUAUUCGUUUCCUCAUUGAUCUUUAAGAAACAAUCAACACACAAUUCUCUUUAUAUUAUUAUCUAUAUUGUGCUAACAUCAAUAAUCAAAAAUAUUUUCUACCCAAAUUAUGUGGUCGUCUAUUUAUCUCCAUUACUUAUCAAACUAAUUUUACACAAACCUUUAUUUUACAGUUUAAAAGAAACCACAACAACCCAAACAAUCAAAACACCAAAAACUAGAAUUCCAAAAAGACUAAUCAUUAAUGAUCACCUCUUUUUUGUCUAAUUUUAGAAAUAAACUUCAAAACAAAUAUACCAAACCAAUCACAUCAACUAAAAGUCAACGACACAUACAUCGAGUCAGCUAAACAAAUACAAACUACACGGCCAGCUAUUUAACAAUUUACAAACUUACAUUCGCAACGACACAUACAUCGAAUCAGCUAAACAAAUACAAACUACACAGCCAGCUAUUUAACAAUUUACAUACUUACUUUCAGCAACGAAGAAGACGAAACGGCAACCAAGAUCAGUGAAAUUACCUAAACAAAAAAGUAGAGUAAGUUAUGAACUCUGGUAAAUACAACUAACAAUGAUUUUUGUUUACAUAUUAUCCAUCAAACAAAAGAUAAACAAACACAGCCACAACAGGAGAUACAAGAAACAAUCCCGACAGACACAAAUGCGGCAACAACAACUCCACCUGCUCACUCCUCUUGUCUUAUAAAAAUAGCUUACAUGCCCAAUGUCAAGAGGCCAAUGCUAUUGUCUUCUUAUGAAAAAUACAUAAAUUCGUUUAAAACUCAUUAAAGCCCAAAUACUUAAAAUUGUCACUCAUUUUAUAGUUAUUUCUACAAGUCUUCAUGUAUUUGUUUUAAAAGUCUAACAAGAGCAACAAGUUUAAAAAUAAAAUAAAAACAUAUAACAAACAUAAGGCCAAGUGCAACCGGACGCUAUAUCGUUAAAAUAGUGUAUGAUUUGACGUUUUCACUUUCCAACCGAACGGUAAAAACAAUUGUAUUAUAGUGUGAUUCCUUUAUUUACUACAGUGUCACACAAAAUAUGGUGAUGAAACAAAUAUUGAGAUGAAACAACUCAAAACGCAAAAUUCACAACUACAAUAACCCUAGCAAAUAUUGAGAUGAAACAAAAACUUUAUCCACAACUCCGUGCAAGCGCGGAGGCAAUGCCCCUAGUUGUAAUAGUAAUAGAAUUUGUUUAGAAGAGAAUUUUCAUUAACAUUUUCUUAUUAAAGAGCAAUUAUUUUAAAAAAUUACAAACAUAACAAGGUCAUCCUAGAAUUUUAUUUGUGUAUGGAAGGUCAUCCCAGAACUAUAUUUGUAAUUGGAGCUCGUACUUGUUUGUUGGCUCAAAAGUGUCGGCUCUUCUUCAGUUUCGUUUCUUUUUCAAGAAAUGUUGAAGUCCAUGAGCAGCAGCGAAGACCACCUGGUCUCUCUGAUCGUAUCUUCCACCGGGAAAUCCCAUCUCCGGCAGAUUCAUGCGGUCUUACUCCGAACUUCGUUGAUCAGAAGCUCUGACGUUUUCCACCAUUUCCUCUCCCGUCUGGCUCCCCGAGAUCUCGAUUACUCGCGUCACGUUUUCUCCCAAAGGAGCAACCCAAGCGUCUCUCACUGCAACACCAUGAUCAGAGCUUUCUCCGUCAGCGAAACUCCCGGCGAAGGGUUUCGCUUGUUCCGAGCUCUGAGACGAAAAACCUUUCCUCCCGCUAACCCUCUCUCGUCCUCUUUCGCCCUCAAGUGUUGCAUCAAAUCAGGCGACUUACUCGGUGGUUUGCAGAUUCACGGCAAGAUUUUCAGCGAUGGGUUUCUCUCGGACAGUCUCCUGUUAACGACUCUGAUGGAUUUCUACUCCACCUAUGCAAACAGCGCUGCUGCUUGUAAAGUGUUCGACGAAAUUCCCAAGAGAGAUACCGUUUCUUAUAACGUGCUCAUCUCGUGUUUUCUGCGGAACAAACGUACACGUGACGUUCUGUUUUUGUUCGAUAAGAUGAUGAAAGAGGUCGAUGGGUGUGUCAGACCAGAUGGUGUAACAUGCUUACUAGCUCUACAAGCUUGCGCAAGCUUAGGCGCGCUGGAUUUCGGUACACAAGUUCAUGAAUUCAUCGAUGGAAAUGGACUCGGUGGUGCUUUGAACUUGAACAACACUCUUGUUUCCAUGUACUCACGUUGCGGGUCUAUGGAUAAGGCUUACGAGGUCUUUAACCGAAUGCGUGAAAGAAACGUGGUCUCAUGGACGGCUAUGAUCACGGGUUUAGCCAUGAACGGGUUCGGGAAAGAAGCUAUUGAAGCUUUCGAGAAGAUGUUGAAGUGUGGAAUCUUUCCACAGGAACAUACGCUAACUGGUUUACUAUCUGCGUGUAGCCAUUCAGGUUUGGUCCAUGAAGGAAUGAUGUUUUUCGAUAGACUAAAGAGCGGCGAGUUUAAGAUGAAGCCUAAUUUGCAUCACUAUGGCUGCAUCGUUGACCUCUUGGGACGUGCUCGUCUGCUCGAUAAAGCCUAUAGUCUUGUACAGUCAAUGGAGAUGAAGCCAGACUCCACUAUAUGGCGUACUCUGCUCGGUGCUUGUAGAGUCCAAGGGAAUGUGGAACUUGGGGAACGUGUGAUCUCCCAUCUUAUCGAGCUCAAAGCCGAGGAAGCCGGAGACUACGUUCUGUUACUCAACACAUAUUCCUCCGUUGGGAAUUGGGAGAAAGUGACUGAACUGCGUUCGUUGAUGAAGGAGAAAAGAAUCCAUACCAAACCUGGAUUCAGUGCCAUGGAGGUACAAGGAACGGUUCAUGAGUUUAUAGUAGAUGAUGUUUCGCAUCCGCGGAAGGAAGAGAUCUAUAAGAUGCUAGCGGAGAUCAACCAGCAGCUGAAGAUUGCGGGUUAUGUGGCGGAAGUAGCAUCAGAACUGCACAAUCUUGAUUCAGUGGAAGAGAAGGGACAUGCGUUGACAUACCAUAGCGAGAAGCUAGCUAUUGCCUUUGGUAUUCUUAUGACUCCACCAGGAACAACCAUUAGAGUGACCAAGAAUCUUAGAACUUGUGUUGAUUGUCAUAAUUUCGCAAAGUUUGUUUCUCGUGUUUAUGAUCGUGUUGUGAUCGUUAGAGAUCGCUCACGUUUCCAUCAUUUUAAAGGUGGGUUUUGCUCCUGUAACGACUUCUGGUGAUGAUUCGGAAGAUUUGCUUCAGUGUCAUGUAUCAAAAUCUUCAAAAUGAAGAAGCUAAUACACUCUUUAUUUUACAA
This is a messenger RNA of Brassica rapa (field mustard), 9448 nucleotides long. RefSeq names its product pentatricopeptide repeat-containing protein At3g47530. NCBI's taxonomy places the organism in Eukaryota, Viridiplantae, Streptophyta, Magnoliopsida, Brassicales, Brassicaceae. Gene Ontology annotation, biological process: RNA modification. The record is from RefSeq and is a predicted model, not a curated record. Gene Ontology annotation, molecular function: protein binding; RNA binding; zinc ion binding.